GGCAGUCGGGAGGAAACCGACUGAAGGGCCACAACGAAGAAAAAGACAGAAAGCCGAGACUCCCGAUGUGCAGCCCUUAAAUUAACCCUUUUUAUAUUGUAUUUCUUCCGCGAAGAAACCUCAAGUUUUUAUAUUUAUCGAAACAAAGCCACUUCUACCUCAUUGUAAGGAUUUUAAUCCACCGUUUACAGUUUUCCUCCACAGCAGGGCUGGUUUUGUGUUUUGCACUCGUCUCUCCGCCUGUCGACGAUGUCCCUCCUGAGUCCUCCUGUCAGCAGAUGAUCCAGGACCUUCAUUGAUGCACUCAAGCACUUUUUCCGGAGCCUUCCCCGCACCGAAAGCCAGCAGCUGAUGACCAAAGUGAGCGCCGCCACGCCUCCCUGCCGCAGCCCCGAGCCAAGCGCCUCUCGCCCCCCCCUGCAGGAUGUUCCAGAGGUUCGCCAGUGCUCUGUUCGGGGAAGAGGAGCAGCCGAGCCGAGGCAGCGAGCCCGGAGACGGCAAUGAAGACGAAGAGGAGGAGGAGGAGGAGGACUGGAUCCUGGUCAACUACCUGGCUGAAGCGCGCAGUGUGAACCUCCCCGGAUCCUCUGCUGCUCCUCAGGAGGAGGAGGAGGAGGAGGAGGAAGAGGAUGAGGGGGACCUCGUGAUGGUUCCCUCCCCCAGGGCCAGCCCUCCCAUCCGCUACGCCUCCUGCACCUCCCUAAACUCCAUGGCUGAGACGGACGGCGGUGCUGAGGAGGAGGAGGAGGAGGAGGAGGAAGAAGAGGAGGAGGGGGGGUUCCACCGCCUGGACACCUGCUCCCUGGAGGAGAGCUGGUUCGUCACCCCCCCGCCCUGCUUCACGGGUCGCGGCAGCCACCUGGAGUCAAGCCCCCUGGAGAACCUGCUGAUCGAGCACCCCAGCAUGUCGGUAUACGGCCCCCGCCGCCUCAGCCUAGAUCCCCGGCCCCGCCUGCUGGACGUGGAACUGCUGCCCCCCCCCGCCAUCACCUCCUCCAGGGGGGGGGAGAAGGGCCGACGCUCCCUGGACGGCCAGCGCCACAGGCCGGAGGUGGCGGUUGUCCCUCGGCGCUCCAGCCUCCACUCGGCCUGCUACGCCGCGGCUCUCUCCGCCCGCGCUGGCCUCCUGCAGCAGCGCGCCGGUAACCCCUCCCAGCCGCUGUCCCGCAACGCCCUGCGCCGCCUCAACCUGCUGCGCCCCCCCAAGGCCAACCACGUGCACCUGCACCAGCCCAGCCAGAGACACCUCAACUUCUGACGCCCCCCCCCCCACCCCCCCUCUACGGAUGAGAGCAGUGCUAGUAUCUCCCCGCCCCCCAUGGUGAAAACAAGCGGAAAAUACAACUUCCUUCCUUCAUUCGUCCCUCAGAGGGGAACUUGACCUCGUUACAGCAAAGCAUCGAGAUCCAAAACCUCAGAAUCUCUAUUGAGCGCCGGCCAUAUGUUUUCACCCAAAAAAGGGGCGGGGCCAUGACGUGGGGGGAGAUAACUCCCAUCAAGAAACACCAGCAACGUCAUCGGCCAGCCGUUCCACCCUCAGCAGGUGAAACAGGGCCGGUGAUUCUUUACAGUUUAUUAGCAGCUCAUGGUUCCAGCGGCUGAAGAUGUCCUCGAUUGAAAAAAAGAAAAGGUCAACAUGUCUCCUCCCGCCAUCCCAUAGUUUUACCUUCCUCCCACUGGACCAGUGUUUGUCCAAUCACAGAGCAGAAGAGUCCCUCUCUCUUUCUUCACGGACAACUUAAUGUGUAGAAUCAAUGCUGUAGGUCACUUUACUCAGCGGCAGGUUCACAGCGGGGUGCUCAGGAAAUCAUGAACUUUUUUUGGGGCUCCAUUAACACACCAGUGCCAUUUAAUCAGUGCAGGGGAGUUGUCGUAGUUGCCCCCGAAGUGUUGCCCUAAAAAAAGUUGUCGGCAGGAUUAAAAAAAGUCAGGACUUUGAAAGAGAAAUCCCCUGAAAUGAUCCAACACUUAGCAUUGUGUUUCUCUUUCCCCUUUGCUGGUUUUACUCCACACAGCGAGUUCCUACAUUUCCCAGAAUGCCUUUUGACAAGCGCAACGACACAGCAGGUAAAUUAAAGUUCCACUCAUUCAAUAUCUUGACCUCAAAGGCUUCAGGCUUUUCUCAAUCUAUCCUCCAGUUUAGUACGACAGUGAAACUGAAUCACAGAUCUUUGUUUUAAGGGUUUAAACUACUUAAUUUCCUCGCUGUAGUAGCAACUCGUACCUUGAGUUUGAAACAGGAUUUCUUUUGGCGUUAUCAAACGUGGCGAACAUCUUGGAGCUUUUCGAUGGGAUUGUUCCUUUUCUGUGAUUUUUAUCUCUGUGAUUUCCUGCAGCGCCUCGUUGUCCUUGAACCUGCCUCUGACUCUAAUUCAGUACUUUUCACAAUUAUGUUUUUGAAAUGAAAAACAAAAAGCAACGGUUAAAAAUGACUGGGUUGAAUAUCACUAAACGCCUUGUUUUAACGGUAGCUUUUCAGACGACUAGAGAUGUAAAAAAAAAACAAAAAAAAAGAAAAGUAUUUAACAAAAAAAAACUUCCAAAAUAUUUUUUGAAAAGUAAAAAUAAAUUACAUAUCAGUAUGAAGUCGGUUUAUAUGCGAAUAAAUAUAUAUUUUUUUCUUAGGUAUGUUUGAUUACGUUAGUGUGCAAUGUGUUGCAUGGUGUAGAGUUGUGUUAGUGGAAAAAAGAAAAUGGAAAAAUAAUAAUUAUUUUUUGUUCUUAAAUGAAUCUGCAGUCUACUUCUCAGGGUCACAACCAAUCACCUUCUCUCGUUAGGAAAACGCAGAUUUACUUGACGGCUGAUGAUUCUUUACUCAGACUUUUUCCAGCUCCGUCCCGGACGAGCUUUUCCUCAUUUGAGAGAAAUAAUUAGUUUAGUUCCUCUUGGUUUCCCGGACUUUGAAUAUUCACUCUGUUGGAAGUCCAUCGAGAUGGAGAGAAAGUGUCCAUGUUUAUAUUCACAUAGAUUUUAGAAAUGUGCUUUUUUUGAACUGUUCUGUUUCCUAUGUUAACAUUUUAACUGUUAAACUAUUUAAACCAAAAAAGGGUAGCGUAAUCUCCUCACUAGUUAUCAAUACUGAUUUUUGUUGUCUUUGUUUGUUGACAGUUCUCGUCCCCGGCUCUGAAAAUGUAGAUUUUCUAAAGUGUGGUGUUGGGAAAAUGGAGCCCGGGGGCCGAGGAGGAAAUACAUUUACAGACUGAAUCCCCGGGAAGCUCAUUUCUGUCAUUGAAAUAAAAAAAAUGGGUAAUGUUAGGAUGAGAAUUAAAAACGCACGAGAUAAAGAGUCAAAGGGAUCGCUUUAAAAGUCUUAAAAACAAGAUCCUUAAUCAUCCUUUUUUACUAAGGCUCAUUAAGACUUUACAUCCAGAGGAGGGAGAAGUACUCAGGGCUUGUACUUGAGUGAAAGUACAAGUACCUGAUUACAUCUCAUGAUUGUGACUUUAAAAGCCAGAAAGAUGUCCAACUAUAUUUACAACAUUUACUUUUUAAAUCACUGAUUAAUUAUUUCCUUUUUUUUCUCAGGUUGUAAGAAUUCACACGCCUUACUUUUUAUCGUGGGUUUCUCCUUUAAAAAAUAUUCCUGACUUAUCAUUUUUUUUGUUCUUGACAGAAAUUGACUUCCAUACAAUCUCAUUUGGUAACUCUGUACCUUUUCUUUUUGAAAAUGUAAAGUCUGCUCGUGUUACUCAACACUCUAACACAGAUGGUUUAAUAGGAAAAAUGCAACCUUCAUUUUUGAAUCAAGCACGUUAACAGUAGAUGGGAUGUGGGUCCUGUGUGAAAUCAUAAACACCUGUGCGGUUUGAACACAAGAGAGUAGAUUUGAUUCCCUUGUGACGGAGCAGUCACAGUAGCAUUAUUAACAAAGCACUAACACGUUUGUUAGAGUCGCUGUAAAUAGUUAUGUAGUCGAGUGGUUUUCUCUCUGGUGUAUUUAAGCUCUUAUCUUAUUUCUCCAUGUCUCUCUUUUACUCUUUGCUUCAUGGACGAUGUAAUUUUGUGUCUUAAGAAAAAGCUAACUUAAAGACAGAAGGGAUUGGAGGAGAGGCCUCGUCCUGCCGUCAUGAGGAGGAGCCUCGUCCUGCAGUCAGGAGGACAGGCCUCAUCCUGCAGUCAGGAGGAGACGCCUCGUCUUGCUGUGAGGACGAGACGCCUUGUCUUGACUGCAGGAGGAGACGCCUCAUCCUGUAGUCAGGAGGACAGGCCUCGUCCUGCCGUCAUGAGGAGAGGCCUUGUCCUGCAGUCAGGGGGAGACGCCUCAUCCUGCAGUCAGGGGGAGACGCCUCAUCCUGCAGUCAGGGGGAGACGCCUCGUCCUGCAGUCAGGAGGAGACGCCUCGUCCUGCAGUCCGGAGGAGACGUCUCCUCCGGACGGCAGGAGCCUUUAAUGUUUUAUAUCUCGCUCCGUCAUCAAACUAACAGGGAUUUGUAAUGUUUUAUUCAAUGCCUUGAAAUUUGUGGAUCUUGUGCCUUCCAGGUUGAAAUGUUGAAAUGACAAUGCAUCAAUGAAGAACUUGAACUCCCUUUUUUAUUUUAAAUGUACGUCCUGAGUGCAUGAUUAUAAAACACACACAGACAUCAGAAACCAGCUAUGCACCACUCAGAGUUUUAUAACGACAACCAGACAGAACGAUGUAGCAAACCCUCUGUUUAUUUUACAAAAAGUGUGAAGAAUAUUUUGUGGCAUUUUUAUUCCCCACCAAGUGUUAGACAUUGUUUUGCUUUUAUUUGUUUGUGUAGUUUACUGGAAUAAUACAGCACUUUGCCAAAAAGGAAAAAAAAAAGGUGUAGGAAUUUUAUUUUGGGUUUUUUAUUUAUCAGCAUUACUGUUCUCAAUCCUUUUAUUUUGGAUGUAUGACGGAUCAAUCCACUCUGAUGUCAAAUGAAUGCUAAUAAACAGUGGGGUCAUCUGUUUUCUGACUGUAAUGGUUAAUACAUGUGAUCUCUCUUUAUUGGGAAAUAAAUGUUUUCGUACGCA
Eleginops maclovinus (Patagonian blennie) is the source of this 4980-nucleotide messenger RNA. RefSeq names its product tumor protein p53 inducible nuclear protein 1 (gene tp53inp1). Gene Ontology annotation, cellular component: nucleus; autophagosome. NCBI's taxonomy places the organism in Eukaryota, Metazoa, Chordata, Actinopteri, Perciformes, Eleginopidae. Gene Ontology annotation, biological process: autophagosome assembly; positive regulation of DNA-templated transcription. The transcript is spliced from 4 exons. The record is from RefSeq and is a predicted model, not a curated record. Bases 425 to 1258 code for a protein of 277 amino acids.